UUUGUUUUAGUUUAGUUUGCGCGCUGUUCGCGUUCAUUGCUCCGUUCCGAGUCACAUAAAAUCGCUUGCGGCAAAUUAAAUAACUUUUGCUAUAUUAAAACAUAUAUGUAAAUCGAAUAGAAAGCAUUUAGUAUAUGCAUGUGCGUAUACCUAGAUUAUAUCAUAUUAAACGACGCGAGUUGGCACCAACAUGACAGCAGUUCCAGCGGCCGGGCAGCAAAUUGAACUCAAUGAACAACUGCAACAACACGAACUGCCGAUGGACGUGCGCAUCAAUAUGCCCUGGGGCUAUGUGGUAGGCCGCUGGUAUGGCAAUCGACAGGUACGUCCCAUACUCGCCCUGCACGGCUGGCUGGACAAUUUGGGCACAUGGAAUGAGCUGCUGCCGCUGCUACCCAAACACCUGGGCGUCCUGUGCAUUGAUCUGCCUGGGCAUGGGUUUUCGUCCAAGCUGCCGGAGGGGAUUGCCUAUCAUUUUGUGGACUACCUGUGCGUGAUACUGCGCAUUAUGGAGGAAUAUGGCUGGCAGAAGGUGUCGCUAAUGGCGCAUUCGAUGAGCGCCAUGUUGUGCUUCAUCUUCGCCUCGCUCUAUCCGCAUCGCCUGGACAUGCUGAUCAGCAUUGAUAUUGUGAAGACGCGCUACCGCAAGCCACCAUCGCAGAUAGAUUACCUGCGCACCAACAUCGAGCGCUAUAUGGUCGAGGAUGAGCGUUUCGCCAAUGCGAAGCGCGAGGAGCCGCCAGCGUACACCUGGCAGGAGCUGGAGUAUGUGCUGCACAAGGGCUCGGCGGGCUCGGUGCCGCUUGAGAAUUGCCACCACAUCCUGCACCGCAAUGUGGCCAAGUCGACCAAGUAUCCGGACAAGUACUACUUCUCCCGCGACGGUCGCUGCAAGUAUUACUUCGAGUUCCACACGAGCCCACCCUUUGCCGCCGAGCUGGCGCGCACCAUACGCAACGUGCCCUAUUGUGUGAUCAAGGGCUCCGAGUCGAACUUCAUAGACGGCGAAAGUCAGGAGGUUAUUGACAUACUGCGCUCCAAUAAUCCACACUUUGAGCUGCACGAGGUGCACGGCACACACCACGUGCAUCUGAACAAUGCGAAGGGCGUUGCCGAAAUAAUCAAUCCAUUUAUAAUGCAUCACAGACCGCCGCAUCUGGAGACGUGGACGGUGGAUGAGCAAGAAGAGCUGCCAGAGGUCGUACAGAAGUUCGCGCUGGCCGUCGAUGAGGCCGAGAAUGUGAAGCGCAGAAAGAGAAAAAGCAACCUCUAGCUGUUGCACUCAUCUCUGAGUCGUUGACAGCGCGACACGCUUGACACCAGAACAGAAUUUAGUUAGAACCUUAAAUCAAUCAAAUCGUAGUUAAGCAGAAAAAGAAAAUCAUAAUUUAAGCGUCAAUAUAUUGAUUAU
This is a messenger RNA of Drosophila hydei, 1411 nucleotides long. RefSeq names its product probable serine hydrolase. NCBI's taxonomy places the organism in Eukaryota, Metazoa, Arthropoda, Insecta, Diptera, Drosophilidae. The record is from RefSeq and is a predicted model, not a curated record. The transcript is spliced from 2 exons. Bases 191 to 1273 code for a protein of 360 amino acids.